AUGCUGUAUUACGUGAAGAAGUAUAUAUACAUCGAGCUGCUGCUAAUUUUGCGGGUGGUGAACUACUACCUUCCGUUAGACAGGUGCUUGAAUAUCGCAGUGAUAUUUUACCUGACCUUUUUGGGGCUCAUUUAUUUGGCCUUUAAGUUUAGGUACCGUGGGGGUAAUGGGUCGGGUGGCGUAAGUUGGGCAUUCGCCGGCAAACACGUAUGUAUAGUCGGUGGAUCCGAAGGGCUGGGCCUCUCUUUGGCCAAGCGAAUCAUUCGAGAGAAUCCGCAAACCCUAACCAUCAUGUCGAGGAAUGCCACCAAACUGCGCACAGCAAAGGAAGUUUUACUGGAGGAACUUAGUACACAAAAGUACCAUAAGAAUGGGCUCCAAAUAAAUAUAAUUAAAUGCGACAUAGGCAUGAAGGAAUCCAUUAAUGAGGCUUUCCAAAAUGUCCGAACGAGUACCAGUAUAGAUAAGGAAAAGGACCAAUGGGCAGACCAAUCAAUGGGAAGUAUCCAAAGAAGGAAUCACCCCCUUGACUGUGAACAAGCGAAAGAUCAAAGCUUAGACGAUGUAGAUGUUCUCAUCUGUAACGCUGCAUAUAUUUGUACAGAGGAAAAUAGUAGGCUCCAAAUGUACGAUUUGCUAUACACAGUAAAUACCAAUAUUUAUGGCCAUAUUGACAUCAUCUCAAGAGUGGUUAAAAAUAUGAAGAGAAGAAGAAAAGGAUUUAUUCUGUUUGUUAAUUCUGAAGGAGCACUUUAUCCUGUUUAUGGUUAUUCCUAUUAUUUAAUGAGCAAAACAUGUUUGUGGACAUACACAUAUAUAUUGGACCAGGAAUUAAAAUAUUACAAUAUACAUUUUUCGAAUGCAUUUCUUCCAUCCAUUCAAACUCCCGGGUAUGCACAGGAGAAUUUAAGAAAACCCUUUGUUACAAAACGGAUUGAGGAUUUAACCACCACUGUGGAUUCAGAUUAUGCGGCUGAUAAAGUAGUUGGUAAAAUGAAGGAAGGAAAAAAAUUCAUAACUCUAGAUUUUAACGGGUUCAUGUUGUCCGUUUUGCACAGCGGCUAUAGGAAUCCGGAAUCCUACUUUGAUUACUUAGUUUGCGUAUCAUUUUGUGGUGUCUUCGUUUUUGUAUCUUCCCUCUACAAACUGUACAUCGAGCAUAUAAUCCGAAGGAAUGUCUUCCACAAAGUUGAUAUCGUAUGCCCUGGGGGAGGCUACAAGACCCGUUUUUUUUCCCCCUCAAUUUGA
Plasmodium knowlesi strain H is the source of this 1248-nucleotide messenger RNA. Its product is annotated as NAD(P)-binding protein, putative. The transcript is spliced from 2 exons. Gene Ontology annotation, cellular component: endoplasmic reticulum membrane. Gene Ontology annotation, biological process: sphingolipid biosynthetic process. NCBI's taxonomy places the organism in Eukaryota, Apicomplexa, Aconoidasida, Haemosporida, Plasmodiidae. The record is from RefSeq and is a predicted model, not a curated record. The coding region runs from base 1 to 1248 and encodes 415 amino acids. Gene Ontology annotation, molecular function: 3-dehydrosphinganine reductase activity.